AUGACAAGUAAUCAUUAUGAAAAAGAUACUAACAAAAUGCGUUUUUUUGAUGAUGAUGGUUAUCGACAAAGGGCUGCUUGUAUUUGUGUAAGAAGUCAACAUGAAGAUGAAAUAUUAUUAAUAACAUCUCAUCGUGAUAAAUCAUCAUGGAUAUUUCCAGGUGGUGGUGUUGAACCAAACGAAAGUACGAUUGAUGCUGCUCAUAGAGAAUUAUAUGAAGAAGCAGGUGUUAAAGGACGUAUUCUUCGAGAAUUAGGAAUUUUUGAAAAUCUUGAAAGAAAACAUCGAACAACUGUUUUUACUGUUUAUGUUGAAGAAGAAUAUGAUGAUUGGGAUGAUAAAAGAUUAAUUAAUCGACAAAGACAUUGGUAUAAAUUAAAAGAUGCUGCUUCAUUAUUAAGAAUUUAUAAACCAUCUCAAUUAAAUUUUUUGGAACAAUUUAUCUCAACAUCACCUAAUCAUAUUAAUUUACUUCAUCAAAUGUCUUCAUAA
Rotaria sp. Silwood2 is the source of this 492-nucleotide messenger RNA. NCBI's taxonomy places the organism in Eukaryota, Metazoa, Rotifera, Eurotatoria, Philodinida, Philodinidae. The record is from the annotation of a GenBank genome assembly.